Acanthosepion pharaonis is the source of this 3111-nucleotide messenger RNA. NCBI's taxonomy places the organism in Eukaryota, Metazoa, Mollusca, Cephalopoda, Sepiida, Sepiidae. The record is from the annotation of a GenBank genome assembly.
AUGAUUUCUUUCUUUAUUCUUUCCUUUCCGCUUCUUUUCUUUUCUUUCUACAACUUUAUCAUUUCUUUCUUUCUUUUCAGCCAUUGCUUAUCUUUCCAUAAUAUUACUAUUUCUUUUUCGUUCUUUCUUUCUUUCGUUCUUUCUUUUUCUUUCUUCUUUUUUCUUUCUAACUUUUUCUUUCUUUCUCUCUCUUUCUUUCUUUCUUUCUUUUUCUUUCUUUCUUUACUAUCUCUUUCUUUCUUCUUCCUUUCUUUCUUUUUCUUUAAUUUUUUCUUUCUUUCAUUCAUUCUUUUUUUCUUAUUGUAUUACUUUUUCUUAAUUUUUUCAUUCUUUUUCUUUCUUUUUCUUUCCUUCGUUCUUUCUUUCCUAUUCUUCUUUCUUUCUUUCUUUCUUUCUUUCUUUCUUUCAUUAAUUCCUUCUUUUAUUACGUCUAUCCUUCCUUCUUCUUCUUUCUUUCUUUCUUUAUUUUCUUUCUUUCUUUAUUUUCUUUCUUUCUUUUUUCUUUCAUGCUUUCUUUCUUUCUUUUUCUUUCCUUGUUUAUGCCUUUCUCUUUUCUUUCUUUGUUUCUUUGUUUCUUUGUUCCCAUCUUUCUAUAAUAUUAAUCUUUCUUUUUCUUUCUUUCCUUCUUUCUUUUUCUUUCUUACUUUUUCUUUUUCUCUCUUUCUUUCUUUCUUUCUUUCUUUUUCUUCCUUUCUUUCUUUUUCCCUUUCCUUCUUCAGUUAUUUCUUUUCUUUAAUUCUUUCUUUCAUUCUUUCUUUCUUUUUCUUUCUUUCUCUUUUUCUUUUUUCUUGCCUUCUUUUUCUUUCUUUUUUCAUGCUUUCUCUCUAUUUCUUUCCUUCGUUAUUUCUUUCAUUUUCUUCUUUCUUUUCUUCUUUCUUUCUUUCACUCUCUCUUUCUCUACGUCUUUCCUUCUUUGUUUUUCUUUCUUUGUUUUUCUUUCUUUCUUUUUUCUUUCAUGCUUUCUUUCUUUUUUCUUUCUUUAUUUCUUUAUGUCUUUCUCUCCUUUAUCUUCCUUUCUUUUUUUCUUUGUUCGUUUGGAUUUAUUUUUUAUUCCAUUUUUCUUUCUACAACUUUGUUAUUUCUGUCUUUCUUUUCUUUAUUAUUUGUGUCUUUUCUUUCUAUAACAUUAACGUUUUCUUUUCAGACAUUUCUUCUUUAUUUCUUUGUUUAUUCCUUUCAUUCUUCGCAGAUGCCGAGCCUUUCUCUUUCCCUUAUUAUAUAUCUCGAAACGUUUGCCUUCGUUCCUUGUUUUUAUCUAUAUUGUCUCUCAAUUCAUUCCUUCUUGUCAUUCAUAUCUAUCUAUCUAUCUAUCUAUCUAUCUAUCUAUCUAUCUAUCUUUUUGCUCCGUUCUUCACUAUUCUUCAUUCACUUCUUUUGUUCUCUAAUAUUCUUCAUUUUUGUUCAUUUUUUUCUAUUUUAUUCUUCAUUCUUUUUAAUUCCCUACUUUCGUUCUUCUAUUUUUUCAUUCAAUACGUUCGUUCUCGAUUCUUCAUUGCCAUAUUUCAUUCUUUAAUAUAUCUUCAUUCUUCUAUUUCGUUCAUCACUGUUAUUUAUUUCUUGAAUAUUCUUCAUUCUCUUCUUUCAUGUUUUUAUAUUCUUCAUUCAGUAUUUCUAUUCUUCAUUCUCAUAUUUGCUUCACUAUUCUUCAUUCUGUUUUCGUUUCUCACUAUUCUUCAUUCACUACAUAUGUCCCUCCCAUAUUUCAUUCACUAUUUUCUAUUCACUUCUGCCGUUCUUUCCUUCAUUCUCAUCUUUCGUUCACGAUUAUUCUUCAUUUUCCUAUUUCUUUCUUUAAUAUUUCUGCUUCCCUUGAUUCGCUUUUCAAUAUUCUUCAUUCUUUUCUUUCUCUUAAUACGGACUUUUUUUUUCCUACUUUCUUUUUUUCUUCUUCGUCCGUUACUUUUUCGCUCUUUCUCUCCUUUAUUUUCUUUUAUCUUUUUCCUGUUCUUUUCUUUUUUUUUGUUUUUUAUUGUUCUUUUUCUGUCUUGUUUCUCGUUUUUAUUUUUCCGUUUCUUUUACAAUAUUUCCUUCUUUUUCUUCUUCUCCCUUUUUUUUUCGCUCAUUCUCUUCUCUAUUUUCUUUUAUUGUUUUUCUAUUCUUUCAAUUUUUUUCUUUUUUAUUUCGUUUUUAAUCUCUUUUUUUCUUUCUUUCUCUAUCUUCUUUCUCGUUUUAUUUUUUUUUUCUUUUCGAUUUUUUACUUCUUACUUUUUCUUCUUCAUCCGUUUCUUUUUCAGUGUUUCUCUUUGUAAUUUUCUUUCAUCAUUUUUCUAUUCUUUGAUAUAUUUUCUUUUUCUUUUUUAUUUCUUUUUUUUAUUUCUGUUGUUCUUUCCUUCACCAUCUUGUUUCUCUUUUUCACUCAUUCUAUUGUUUAUUUUCUUUUAUUCUUUUUCUAUUCUUUUAAUUUUUUAUUUCGCUUUUAAACUCAUUUGUUAUUUCUUUCUCUAUCUUGUUUCUCUUCUUAUUUUUUCCUUUACUCUUUCGUUUUUUUUACCUCUCUCUUGCAAUCCUUCCUUUUCUUUCUUUUUUCUUUUUUUUCUUUUUUACUUCUUUUUCUUUUCUCUUCUUUCACUUUUGCUCUAUCGUUUUCUUAACUUUUCUUUUAUUUCUUAUCCUUUUCUAUUUUCAUUUUUCUCUUCGUCUCUUUUUUCAAUUAUUUCUCAUUCAAUUCUUCCACACCCUGCUUUGCUCAUAAAAUCACCCAUACUCUCAACACGAAAUAUUUUCCUCCUCCUUACUCCUGAACCUACAUCUCUCUCUCUCUCUCACAGACUCUCUUUCUCUCUCUCUCUGUCUCUCUCUGUGUCUCUCUUUCUUUCUCUCUGUCUUUUUUCUCUCUCUCUCUCUCUCUUUCUAUCUCUCUGUCUCUUUUACUCACUGUCAUUUUCUCUCUCUAUCUUUAACUCUUUCUCUCUCUCUUUUUCUCUCUCUCUGUGUCUCUCUUUCUUUCUCUCUGUCUUUUUUCUCUCUCUCUUUCUAUCUCUCUGUCUCUUUUACUCACUCUGUCAUUUUCUCGCUCUAUCUUUAACUCUUUCUCUCUCUUUGUCUCUCUCUCUCUCUCUUUGUCUCUUUCUCGUUCUCUCUUUCUCUCUCUCUCUCUCUAUUUCAUUUUAG